Dryobates pubescens (Downy woodpecker) is the source of this 3110-nucleotide messenger RNA. It is a transcript of the gene PODN, whose product is annotated as podocan. NCBI's taxonomy places the organism in Eukaryota, Metazoa, Chordata, Aves, Piciformes, Picidae. The record is from RefSeq and is a predicted model, not a curated record. The transcript has 11 exons. Gene Ontology annotation, molecular function: protein binding. The coding region runs from base 727 to 2541 and encodes 604 amino acids.
GUUUGGUGGAGGGUUGUUUUGAUGUUUACUGCUGUGAAAUAGAGCUUAGCAGUUAAGAAGGCUUGGCUAGCUGGGGUAUUCUAUCAAAUUUGGGCACUUUGCCUCUAAAACAUUUGCAGUUUCAGCCUAUCAGUCCCUGGUCUCUGAAGAUCAGUUGAUGGGUUGAAAACCAGGGGGAGUUAAAGGGGAGGGAGAUAAAUUGCAGGAAAAACUGCUGAUUUGUCUGUUGCUGGCUAAUGUGAACCAGAUCCCCAGGGAAAGGGAGGCCAUUCCCACCUGGAAUUGAGCUUUUGAGCUGAGUGCAGAUGGAAGCAGAGAUGUGGUAGCAGCUGGUGCAGCUCCGGUGUCUCGCAGGGAAAUGCUCAAGAGCACGCCGCCUCUGCUUCUCCUCUGUCAGUUCCAGCAUGCUUGCUUUUGGCAUCUCUUGUGGGUCUUGCAAACCCUGUUGACAGAAAGCAAUGGGAGAUCGUUGCUUCCCCAAUUCUUUAUGUUCAGACUAUAGCUGCUUCCUCUUUCCUGCUCACAUUUUCCCAUAUGGUGACUUUGGAAAAUUCCUCUCCGAUUCAGUUGAAAGUGCAGGAAACUCGUUGGUAGAGGGUUGCCUGUUGCUCUGAUCCUGCUGCUCACAUCUGGAAAGGAUCUGACUUGGAAAGGGGAGACUCACUCUGAGCUCAGCGCGUGUAACUGACAUGGCAUGAGCUGAGGGAGCCUGUGGGGGCCAGAGAAAUGUUCUUCUCCAUUCAUCUGAUUUCUGACAGCAAAGGGGCGAUGCCCGCCGGCGGCCGGGCGCUGCUGGCGCUGGGGCUGCUGGCGCUGUGCUGCGCCGCCGCCCGUCCGCCGUCGGCCGACAACGACUUCCCCGAGGGCGGCCCCGAGCGGCGGCGGCCGCCCGGCCCGGGCCCCGCCUGCCCCCGCGACUGCGGCUGCACCCAGGAGGGCGUCGUGGACUGCGGCGGCAUCGACCUGAAGGAGUUCCCGCUGCAGCUGCCGGAGCUGACCAACCACCUCUCCCUGCAGAAUAACCAGAUAGAAGAAAUCUUUCCAGAAGAGCUCGCUCGACUUUACAGGCUGGAAACUCUCAAUCUGCAAAACAACAGGCUGACUUCAAAAGGGUUGCCAGAGGAAGCAUUUGAGCAUCUGGAGAACCUGAAUUACCUGUACCUGGCAAACAAUAAGCUAACAGUGGCUCCAAAAUUCCUACCAAAUACCUUGAUCAGUGCAGAUUUUGCAGCCAAUUAUCUGACUAAGAUAUAUGGGCUCACCUUUGGACAGAAACCAAACCUGAGAUCUGUGUAUCUGCAUAACAACAAGCUUUCAGAUGCUGGGUUACCUGACAAUAUGUUCAAUGGUUCUGGUAAUGUGGAGAUACUCAUCAUGUCCAGCAAUUUCUUGAAGUAUGUUCCAAAGAAUCUUCCUCCAGCACUCUACAAACUACACCUAAAGAACAACAGGCUGGAGAAGAUCCCCAAAGGAGCCUUCAGUGAACUCACAGGUCUGCGGGAGCUGUACUUGCAGAACAACUACUUGACUAAUGAAGGGAUGGACAAUGAAACCUUCUGGAAAUUGUCUAGUCUGGAAUACCUGGAUUUGUCAAGCAAUAACCUCUCACAAAUCCCAAGCGGGUUACCUCGGAACAUCGUCCUCCUCCACCUGGAGAAGAACGCAAUUAAGGUGAUUGGCAGAGAUGUCCUGACCCAAAUUAAGAACCUGGAGUACCUUCUGCUUCACAACAACAAACUAAAAGCCCGAGGCAUUCACCCCUUAGCCUUCCAGGGCCUGAAGAAGCUGCACACUGUCCACCUGUACAAUAACAUGCUGGAGAGGAUCCCCAGCGGGCUGCCUCGGCGAGUCAAAACGCUCAUGAUCCUUCACAACCAGAUCUCUGAGAUCAACAGGAAUGACUUUGCCACCACCUACUUCCUUGAGGAGCUGAACCUGAGCUACAAUAAGCUCAAGAGUCCCCAGAUCCAUCGGGAGGCCUUCCGUAAACUGAGGCAACUCAAGUCCUUGGAUCUCUCUGGGAACAAUCUCCACACUGUGCCCUUUGGCUUCCCAAAGAACGUGCAGGUUCUGAAGCUGAAGGAGAACGAGAUCAGCGUCAUCCCCAAAGGGACUUUGUCUGGGAUGACAAAGCUGCGGGAACUGUAUUUGAGCAACAACAAACUGAAAAUAAGUUCCAUUUAUUCAAGAGCUUGGAGAGAACUCAGCAGUCUCCAGUUAUUAGACAUGGCUGGCAACCAGCUGACUUCUAUCCCCCCAGGCCUGCCAGAGUCUCUGGAAUAUCUCUAUCUCCAGAAUAACAAGAUCACAACGAUUUCAGAGAAUGCUUUUGAGUCCACACCCAAUAUAAAGGGGAUUUACCUCAGGUUUAAUAAGAUUGCGGUUGGAGCACUGAAGGAAAGCACCUUCCAAAACCUACAGCACUUGCAGGUGCUGGAUAUUGAAGGGAACCUUGAAUUCAGCAACAGUUCUAAGAAUAAGGAUGACUCAGAAGAGGAAAUGGAAGAUGAGGAAGAGGAAGAGGAAGAAGAACUGAGAUAAAAUGUGAACUCACACAGUCACAUCAUGUGGGAGGGAGGCAUAUGGAAAAUUUCCCUCUCAGCCUGUGUGUACAUAUCUAUAGAGAAACACAGAGAACACUUAGCAAAAUGUGCAAUGAAUUCUGCAGGAGCUGUCGUGGCACUGGGCCAGGCUGGUGGAAGACAGUGUGUUACAGUGCCUUAUCCAGGGAGAGACCCUGAAUGCCUUUCCAAAGCUUCCAAAUCAUCUUAUACAAGACCCAGGAUCAUAAGGGAUUGCUCUGGAACUCACAAAAGCUGGCUUUUGUUUCUUCUGUUUCUCUUCCUUCACUGCUACCAUCUGUAAUAACAAUAUGGGACUGUUUUGAGCACAUGCCUUCAAACGCUGGUUUUGUCACUGCAUUUUUAGUGACCCCUGUAUAUGCUGCUUUUCUUUCCCUCCACCCCAGAGAGGCUGGUUUUGAUCAGGCAAGAUGGAUAUUUGCAGUAGUUUUGUAUGUGGAGCAGUUAUAGGAGGCACUUUGGUCACCAAGCAGCACUACUAAUUGUGGAUGCAAUUGUUCCUCUGUUCUAACAAUGUGUAUAUUUGGA